Aspergillus pseudonomiae is the source of this 1815-nucleotide messenger RNA. RefSeq names its product PrpF protein. NCBI's taxonomy places the organism in Eukaryota, Fungi, Ascomycota, Eurotiomycetes, Eurotiales, Aspergillaceae. The record is from RefSeq and is a predicted model, not a curated record. Bases 490 to 1716 code for a protein of 408 amino acids. The transcript is spliced from 2 exons.
GCGCAUGAUCCUAGUUGGUAUUUGUUUCAGUUGGAGUAGUCGUUCUCAAUCCAUCACAAGGAAGUGAUUGAGUAGAAGAGGCACGGAGGGGCUUCUUCUCUAAGUGCAACACAAAUGACACGCUCAGCUAGGAACGUUAUUGGCUAUCUAGGUGUGACGUUGAAGGUAAUCACACGGGAAGUUAUCUCCCGCGGGCCAGAUCUUCCCGCGGAGCAAGGAUUUCCAUGUAUACAAUGUAUAGGGUCUUUCCGGGCGGUAUCGCCGUGCGACAUCAUUGCCAAGAGGGUGGACCGAGAAGCAUAUGCUAAUUUACGGCACAAUAUAACAGCUUCAUAAAAAAAGCUGUCCCACUUACAACAGUAGGUAAGUCUUUGUCCUUUUCAGUUCGAAAACGCCAGAUGCACCAGGCCUUCACUGGCAGUGAACUGGCCACAAAUACUCAACUGAAAUAGCUCCCUGUGUUAGGUGGUAGGAACUGAGCCCGAUUUGAUGCCGGGAAUUUCCAAACACGUCGUCUCACACGCCUCGAAUUCAGCGCGAACGGGUAUUCCGGCGGUCUGGAUGAGGGCGGGUACUUCGAAAGGGCUGUUCAUUCAUGAGCAUGACCUCCCUUCGUCCAAAGACCUUUGGGCACCAAUUCUUCUCUCUGCUCUGGGUUCGGCGGAAGCCGACAAGAGACAGCUCAAUGGAGUCGGAGGCGCGGCAUCAACCACUUCUAAGGUGGCGGUAAUUCGCAAGUCUAAAAUACCCGGGUUCGACGUCGACUAUACCUUUGUCCAGGUUGCCCCGGAUCAGGCUCAGGUUGACAUGACAGGGAAUUGUGGCAACAUGGCGUCUGGGGUAGGGCCGUUUGCUCUGGACGAAGAGCUCAUAGACAUCAGAGUGUUUAACAACAACACUCAGCAAAUCCUGGUCGAAACCGUCCACGUCACCCCGGACGGCAAGUUUUGCGAAGACGGCGACUACAGGAUAGAUGGGGUUCGAGGCACAGCGAGUCCGAUUCAAAUGACUUUCAUCAAGCCAGGUGGUAGCAUUACGGGAAGACUGUUUCCCAGCGGAGCCAAGCAGGAAAUGCUCACCAUGAACUCAGCCCACACACCGACACGGUUUAUCGUUCGAGUCAGUCUAGUAGAUGCUGCGAACCCCUUCGUAUUAGUUGACUCGAGUACCAUGCCCGCCGCUUAUCUUGGCUCAGAGCCCACAUCUCCCCUCUCGCUCGCAAUCAUCGAGGAGAUCCGCGUUGCCGGGGCCGUGCGGUUUGGUCUCGCCCGAGACACUGCUACAGCGGGGCGGGUUAGAGGCACCCCUAAAAUCGUCCUUCUGUAUCCAGGUGGACGCAAGGUGGACACAGAAGGCCGCGUUGACGAGGUUGAUAUUGAAGUACUACCCUUCAGCCUGGGUCAACCUCAUCCCAGCCUUCAGUUGACGGGAGCUGUCUGUCUCGGCACCGCGCUCAGCAUACCGGGAACGGUGGCAAGGGAUCUUCGGCGCCAAGAAGCCGCACAUGCCCACCAGAAUGUCUCUUCAGAACAGCAAAUCAUAAUGAUUGACCCAAGAAUGAGCACUGUCAAGUGGCUGCUCAAACAUCCCAAUGGACUCAUGGACGUGGAGGCGAGGCUGGAAACGCACGAGAACGGAGAGACAUCCGUGGAGAGCGUCAGCGUGUUUCGCACCGCACGACGAUUGUUUGAGGGAAAGGUGUUUUAUCGCCUGUAAUCACAGGUCGUGGGGAUGAUUAGAUGAAUCCCCGAUGAACUUCUUGCAAGCCAGCUGUAUCGAGCGUUGUCUGGUGAAGAUAAACCAUGAAGCUGUGUG